UUAUUUUUUUGCAAUCAAAGUGAAAGAGUGGAACACAACAACUGUCAGUGUCAAAACAACGUAAAUAAUUUGGAAAUUGUGUUUUCUAGUGUAAAUAACAAUAUUAUGCAAUAAACAUGGCUAAAUUCAGCCUUAAAGAUAGCGACGAAUACUAUUUAGCGCUUUCAGAACAACCGAAGCGAUUUGACGCUGAUAGCCCGGUAACAAAUGUGUUUUUCGAUGAUACCAAUGGACAGGUUUUUACAGUCCGCUCCGGGGGCGUUACAGGCGUCACGGUCAGUGGAAUGGAUGAAUCCAAAUCAACAUCCUUCAGAAUGGAAGACAGAGGUCCCAUAAUCUCAAUAAAAUUUUCGCCAGACCAUAAUAUUUUGGCUAUUCAAAGAAAUCUAGAUAAUCAGAAUGCUAAUGUGGAAUUCGUGAAUUUCAAAGACUUGGUUCCUACCAAUGUGGAAUAUUCGCAUACAUGCAAGUGGAAGAAUGCCAAAAUACUAGGGUUUGUGUGGCCGAGAGUGAAUGAAAUAGCAUUCAUUACUGACCAUGGUAUUGAGCUGUUGCAAGUUUUUCCAGAGAAGAAACAGUUGAAAAGUCUGAAAAGUACUUCAUUUAGUGGGGCCUGGUUCUCAUGGUGUGCCCAAAGCAACAUAGUGCUCUUGGCAGGAAACAAUGGAGCUUUGCUGCAGCCUUUUGCUUUGAACAACUCCACCAUCAGCAAGCUGCAGAAAUUGGAAUUGGACAAGCCUGUAGUGGAACGUGAUGUGAUGUUAUUAAGGCUUUGCGACGCUACCUGGUGCGCCGUGUUCAGGCACGCCAGUAGUGCCUCUGUUCUUGCACCUGGACCCACUGAGUUGUGGUUGCUGCCCGUAACUGGCGGCGGGCAGACGCGAAUUCUACGAACAGGACUCGCGGGGCGGUUCGCCGUUAGCGUGCUUGAUAACCUUGUUGCUGUGCAUCACCAGUCAAGCCAAUCCUCACAAAUCUUUGACAUCAUGGAGGAAGCCAAAUCAGAGCCUCACGCAACUGUUCACGUCCCUGUGGUAUCAGCGCACACUAUGCGGCCUGCUUACGUCGAUGGACAACUCUGUCCUAUGUAUUCAGGCAACUGGGUGGUGUUCCAACCGGACUACAUCAUCGAUGCGCGUCUAGGAUGUCUAUGGCGCGUCAAGCUCAUCCCCUCCGGGCUGGCUCACGCUGUGCCAAAAGACGAGAUAUCGAAGAUAGUAGCAGUGCUACUCCGACGUACAGACGGCAAGGAAACUAUCUACAGCAUCUUAGAUCAGUUGGUGUCCACUCCAGCUACUUAUUUAGUUCAGCUGUCCAAAGCGUUCGACGAAAUUAAUGCAGUGUACAGGAAGUGGGCCGACCAAGAAGUGGCUCGAAAUACGGCAGGCGAAGCCGGAGCACCCACUGAACAUAUACCCGUCCUCAUUACACAAGAACAUAUGUGCACGCUGCUGCAACCACACAACAACUUAGUGCAGGUGGUGACAGCCUACUUAGCUUCCCUAGCCCGCCACAACAUUACAGUCCAGCAUACAUGCGCGGCGCUCUGCGUACGCGCAAUGGUAACAGGUGGUGCAGCUUCUCGCCUUCGAGAAUUAGCUCGACGCGGCGCACUCGCCGACGCCAGGCCGCUGGCGUGCCAGUUGCUGGCGCUGGGCGGGAAGCAUAGCCACCACGCGCAGCUGGCGUUGGAUAUGAUGUGGAGACUGGAUGCCAUUCAGGAAAUAGAAGAGGUCCUGCUAAGCUGGAACGAGCCCGUCUCAGCCAUCGGCGCGGCGAAGCAAGCCGGCACCCACGUGUGGCACGCCAUACCUGCUCGGAAGCUGCUGCAGGCCGCCAAACAGUGCGCGGAGCAGAGCGGCGACCCGGGCGCCUUCGCGGCGGUGUAUAGGGCGUUGCAGGCGAGGAACGACAGGAUAAGAGGGGCGCCGCAUUUUCUUAAAGGGGAGCAGUGCGACGCAUACGUGGAAUACUACAAGCAGAUAAUGUCCGAAUGAAAAACCUGUUUCACCUAAACAACACAUCUAACAGGUUUUAGAAUACGUCGCUCAAAACCAGAUUUUUGGUCUGAGUUAUUGAUUAGGUCCAGAUGAGCUAUAACCGCGAAAAUCGAAGUUAGUCAAUUGCGGGUAUUUUUUUCUGUCACUCUAAUUACGUAUUAAUGAGAGUAAAAGAGAAAGAUCCCCGCAAUUUGCGGAUUUCGGUUUUCGCGGUAAGCCCCCAGAUUCUUUCUUAGAACCGUUCCUUGACAUACGCCAUACGGCAUCAUGUAACUGUACUUUGACAAUAAACGUUAUAGUUACCGUAUAACGUACGAGACCAGCGAGGCUAAGAAGAUGGCUCUUUAUCAUUUGUCACCAUGCCUCACAUGUCUGUCACGUUCUAACAAGUAUGUAAGCGCCAAAAGUGACGGGCUUAGUAAAAUAGGGGGUAUUACUGAGUAAUAUACACAUCCCAAGUAGCAUUUAAGUGUCGGUAAAAUCAAUAUACCAGCCAAUUUAGAACUUAGGGUGGUUUAAGGGACUUAUAAGAGUGUCAGAGAAAACUAACCUGAGCUCAAGCUGUAUAAAAUCAUUAUAAAGGAAUUUGCGUACGCAUGGGGUGUUAUAUCAGAAAAUAAAAAAUCUACUAUAAAACUUUAAGUGUUGUGUGACACUUCGACCUAAUUCUAUCGUUAAAGCUGUAUACAGGCUGUAUUGUAGUAUCAAUUGGCACUUGUUGCUGUAAAAAAGUAUCUGUAAACUCCGUUAUAAAACUUUAAGUGUUGUGUGACGCUACAAGCUUAUUCUAUCAUUUAAGCUGUAUAGAGGCUGUAGUGUAGGAUCACCUGGCACUUGUUGCUGUAUAAAAGUAUUUGUCAACUCCGAUUUAAAACUAAUUCUUAUGGCGUAAUUUUACACUAUUAUAAGUAUAAUGGUGUUAUAACUUCUGUCUGUAAGGUUAUUAUAGAACUAAAAGAAUAAAUGACAGCUGUAGUACAGUUUUUGUCCGUAUUUCUGACCAAAGUCGCUUCAAGUAAUUUUUUGGCGUAAUUUUGCACUCAUAUAAGUAUAGUAGUUUUAUGAUUUCUGACAAGGAGUGUAUUAUAAAACUAAAUGAAUAAAUGGCAGUCAUAUUACAGCUUUAGUUUUUUUAUUUAUAAUACGGAUCUCUAACGGGAAUUAUAACUUAUGUACAGAAAGCCGAAAUACAGUCAAAUGUAUAAAAAUAUUCUAUUACAAAGCUGAUUUAAAUCCAAAAGCUGUAGAAGUGACUCCAUUAAUUACAUAGUAAGUACAGCUACUAAGAUUAUGAUGCUCUCCAACUAUCCUAUAGGCUGUUUAAAUACUGUCGCCAUUUUACUAUGAAUAAAAACAUAUUUGAAAAUAUAAUUAAAGAUAAACUUGCAAAUAUUUAACAAAAACUUGUCAUAUUAUGAUAACCAGCUAAAAUAAAUUGACUUUAACCUUAGAAUUAACAUUAAAAGAAAAAAACCUUAACCUUAAAAACAAAAACUAAACUUAUGUACCACUUUUAGAUAUUUUUGUUAUGUUUUUCUUGAUUAUUAAGCAGGGGCGUGAAUAUUUUGCCAGAAAAGAUACACAUGUUCACAAUAAAUAAUAAUCGGCACUUACCAAUAGUAAUAUAACUGCUCUCAAGAUCCUGUAUCUUAACUGCACUAUUACUUUCCACUUAUAUUUGUCAUUUGUCGCCAUUACAAAUAUAACGAAUGAACAGAAGACAUUUUUAGACUUGAAUAUUUUUUAUUCUAUUGUAAUUCUUCUUAAAAACCUAUUUAAAACUGAUAUUCUUAAAUCAUAUUUAUAAGAGAUAAUCUGUAGUGCUAAGGUUUCCAUUUACACCGAAUUACAGCUAUUAUACAGCUUAUCUAUUGCUUGUACAGCUACUGUACAGCUCUAAUAACGCGAAAAACUGUAUAAUUGGGGCCCUUUUUUAACUUAUAAGGGCUGUAUAAGCGCUUAUACAGCUGUAGUACAGCCUAAAUGUACAGCUUAUAGUAUUCAAAUAAACUGAUAUACAGCUCUUAUACAGCUAGCAAUGCUACUUGGGAUACUAUACCUUUAACAGUUUUUUGAUUUUUAAAAAAAUUAUCACUAUGAAAUUGAUGCACCAAGGCGGUUUAUUUAAACACGAAAACGCGAAAAUUGAACUUUUGUUAUCUGCUUCUCUAUCGCUAUAUAUAUUCUAAUAUGUAAGAGUGAUAGAGGCAGAAAACAAAAUUUCAAUUAUUGUGUUUCGCGGUAAGCCCUCAGUAUGUGCUAGUGGCGCACUCUACGCAGUUUCGAGUAAUAUUUCCUAUUGACUCCAAAAAGCUCACGUGACAAUAUCUGCAAUUUGAAGGAGGUUUGUUUGUAUAUACUUAUUCCUUCCUAAGAUGAUUAUUUGUGUAAGUAAUGAAACAAAUCGAUCUGUGAUUAUUGUCGAGUUGAGAAAAACCAUUAAUUAUACAUAUGUAUACAGUAGCAACUAAGAGGGAAGCAUACCACUUGAUUGUCCAUACAAAAAGAGACAACAUUUUCCACUUAUAAAUAUUGACACAAUGAAGAACUAGGUCUAUAGGAUUUCCUUUUAUUCAAAAUUUGCAAUACAAUUUUUUUUAUUGGUACCUAUAAACUUAGAAUAUUAUUAUGCUGAAGCGAUUGACAUCAAAAUCAAAACCAUUUGUUAAGAUUUAGUUAGUGGAAAACGUUUUCUCCCGAAAUUGAAUUUUGUAGAAAAAGUACCCUUAUUUCGCUAGGAUCGCAAACAAUUUUUUCCUAAUUUUAAUGAUAGUGUGAAUUCUACAUUUCUGUAUUUAGAUACAAUCUAUUAUGAGAAACCAUUCCUAAAUUCUAAAAUGUCUGAAGGUUUGUUAAAGUUAUUUGAUGGCGAGACCAUUAUUGCCAUUAAAGUUUGAACUAUGUAUUACCCUUGUAAAUUGCAUUUAUUUUAAGCAUAUUGGGCCAGCGAACGCCAUAGAAAGAUGGCUGCAAAGAGGGACAGAGAUGCAACAUAAAAAAGAGUCAUUGCAAUUGCCCCUUCUCAGUUAUGCAUUAGAGGGAGCAAGAGCUAUAACUUUCUCGUUCCUCCGUGUAGAUGCGAACCCCAGAUAAGCCUACGUUACGUUGGCCCAAUAUAUACUAGACCUAGGUAACUUUAUAUUGUGACACGGUUCCAAAUUUUAGUCGGUCUACGUGGGUCCGCCAACGCGUGCUCCUGUUGAUUCCUCGUUAUGUAGCGAAACAUGAGCAAUCUUCGACUUAAAAUACUUGAGUGAACCGUUUCAAUAUUUGAAGGUCUGUUAGACAACUGUACCUAUAUGAGGCAGAAUAUUAUUUUAUUACAUUUCUUAUUACUGUAGUUAAGGAAUUUAAUGGUUUUAUUUAAUGUUAACGAACAUCAUAAUAAUUAUAAAAUUAUUAUUAGUAAUUAAAACUGUUUAUAUUAUCAAAUUAAUUAUGAAAUGUAUUUGUUGAAAAUAAACUUUAAAAGUUACAUUUA
Molecule: messenger RNA, 5481 nt
Organism: Cydia pomonella (codling moth)
Lineage: Eukaryota; Metazoa; Arthropoda; Insecta; Lepidoptera; Tortricidae
Gene: Bulli
Product: regulator of MON1-CCZ1 complex
Exons: 14
Coding region: 117-1997 (626 amino acids)
Biological process (GO): regulation of autophagy
Cellular component (GO): lysosomal membrane; Mon1-Ccz1 complex; late endosome membrane
Source: RefSeq, a predicted model, not a curated record